Messenger RNA from Fusarium odoratissimum NRRL 54006, 1873 nucleotides. RefSeq lists its product as uncharacterized. The record is from RefSeq and is a predicted model, not a curated record. Bases 144 to 1022 code for a protein of 292 amino acids. Gene Ontology annotation, biological process: removal of superoxide radicals. The transcript is spliced from 6 exons. Gene Ontology annotation, cellular component: cytoplasm. Gene Ontology annotation, molecular function: superoxide dismutase copper chaperone activity; copper ion binding. Lineage: Eukaryota; Fungi; Ascomycota; Sordariomycetes; Hypocreales; Nectriaceae.
AUCCCGAAGCCACUGCCUGACCCGCUUCCGGGGUGCGGAAGUGUGCGACAACGGCCGGACCCCGAUGCUAUCACUCGAUUGUGGAUUUCAAAGCAGCGAACAAAACCCGCCCACGUCGUGCUACAACCUUGUUUUCUAAACAAAUGCCUCUCAAGUUUACACCUGCAAGAGUAUUUACAACUGCUUCUCUCUUUACAAUAGCUGGUUAUUCAGCAUAUCAAUAUCGAAUCUCACGUAUCAACUCUAACACCACGCCCCCCACUUCAUCUAACAAGAUGACGGCCGAUAACUCGUUUGAGACCCUCUUUGCUGUUCCGCUGUCAUGUGACGGUUGUGUCAAGGCGGUUUCAGACUCUCUGUACAAGCUCGGCGGUAUCAGUAAUGUGGAAGGCAACUUGAAGGACCAGUUGAUUUCUGUUAAGGGCACCGCUCCCCCAUCAGCUAUCGUAGAAGCUAUCCAAGCCACCGGAAGAGAUGCCAUCUUGCGUGGAACGGGGGCCUCAAACAGUGCCGCUGUGAGUAUUCUCGAAACAUUUGAAGAUCCUGUGGAUGGCUUCUACGAAGAGCCUAGCAGAGAUGUAAGGGGGCUAGCAAGAAUGGUACAAGUUAGUUCAGGACGGACAUUGGUUGACUUGACUAUCCGCGGCGUUUCGCCCGGAACUUACAAAGCUUCAAUUCGCGCAUACGGUGACUUGAAGAACGGUGCGACCUCAACGGGUCCUGUCUGGACAGGAGAUGACAAGAAGCCUCGGGGUGACCUUGGUACUAUUGAGGUCGGUGAGGAUGGACGGGGCGCAGCCUUCAUAGACCAUGGUUUCCAAAUCUGGGAGGUCAUUGGACACGCCAUGGUUCUGACAAGGCAGGAAGAGAAGGACGAACCACUGAAGAACGAUAAGGACACCGUCGUCGGCAUUAUCGCACGAAGCGCUGGCAUGUGGGAUAACGAUAAGACGGUGUGCUCAUGCACAGGCAAGACGCUUUGGGAGGAACGAAAGGACGAGGUUCAGAAGGGAAUGCUAUGAUAACGAGGCAUUUACCAAAUCCAAGUCGCCAACCAAGUCUGAAUAUUAACGCUGAACAGUGCCAAGAGGAGGAUUAUUUCUGAUUUAUGGCAUGAUGCACACCCUUUGUUGAAGGCUUGUCGUCCAGUCAACUGUUUCUCCGCAGGCUUGAAACAAAGCCCAUGUAAACCAAGUUGGGUUGAAGAGUGACAAGUGGAAGAUCUGUAACGCAUCGACGGUGCUGCGGCGAGAUGUGGUGCGAUAUCUGACCUGGGGACAAGAUCGAACAUGGGUCUUUUCCAUGAUCAUGGUUCGAUAUCAUUCCAAAGAGGCAAUAUCCUCGUGUUUAGCUGAGCUUCACGGAAAAACUGAUUCUCGUACUCGUUCACUUUGAAAGAAUUCGGAACUAUUUUCUGCGGUUACAUAUCCUCGUGAUAAAAGCUGGUAAACGGCUGAUGGAAGUUUGAGACUAAGGCAUAGACGGCAAGUAGAAUCUGAGAUCCAAGGCUUCAAUGCAUUGACAGCAAGACCUUGCUGGGAUGAAGAUGAAACUCCGGAGAUCAGCCACAGAAUUAUGCGAGACAAUGGUAUCGACUGUUUCGAUGCCUUUAAAGAGGAAAGAAUAUUCAGGUGAGUGAAGGAUGAGACGAAGAGACAGGGACGAUACCUGUUCGUGUGUAUGAGAGAGACGGGAGGAAAUACAAGGCCGAGGGUUAGCUCAAACCUUCGCAUCAGGAUAGUAGAUAAACUCAAGAUCUGAUGUACGAUGAAAAACAGGGCGAGAUGAAGGAACAAGAAACUGUUCAAAGUUGAAUCUGGAACUUAGAUACAGUACUAACUAACCUUGAUGGGUACAUGAUCGACUAUUGCCG